Messenger RNA from Vitrella brassicaformis, 1849 nucleotides. Lineage: Eukaryota; Vitrellaceae. The record is from the annotation of a GenBank genome assembly.
CGAAAUUCCCUCCUUGAGCUUUUGGUUGGAGGCGCGGUCAUUCUUCCUUCUCCGCCGCGAUGCAUCAUCUUCGAUUGGUCCUCUGCCGGUGUGCGUUCGUUCUCGGCGGACCGCGGAGUCCUUCAGCCGUCAGGUGUGAACAGACCCACGAGGAGUCCGGAGAGCUUGCGGACGCACACGGAGAGGGCGAGAAGGAGCUGUCCUAUCAGCUGCGAGUCCACAGCGUGAAACUGGCCCUCGAGGGAAGCGGUGCCGGCGAGGUUACCAGGCGAUUUGGGCACCUGUGGAAGGCCAGGGCCAAGAGUGAGUCGCUUGUCAACGCCGACAUCGACUUUUCGAUUCGGCGGGUUGGGUGGGAGCAGACGGCCGAUGUGGCAGAGACUGAGUGGUGGCGGGCAACGCUGAAGCAGCAGGGCAAUGUCGGGCUGACUUCACUCAGGCACAUGGAGAUAUGCAUCGAAACAAAAGGUAAGACAAAGAGAAACACACACGCACACAACCAGACGGACGGACGGACCGACGCAACAUGAACAUGUCCGAGUCCGUCCUUCUUUGCUGCUUGUUUUGCCUUACUGCAGGGUCUGCGAAGCUCAUAAGCCCUCCCUCUCCCUCCGAAGAAUCCUCCCAUCCACCGGGCAAGUCGGCAUCGGAGGAAAAAGAAGAAUCCAUCGAGCCCAGGUCGCAGGAGCACUAUCGCACCGGGCCUCUAAUGGAGUACAAGGACUCCGACUUCGACCAGCUGCCCCUAUUCAACGCCUGGCAGGUCGCCGGCGCGCGGGUCCACGCUCUCUUGGACGUCACCGGCGUGCUCGGCAGCAGGACCGCCGUCGACGACGAGAACUCGCUGGUCGAUGCUGCCAAGGCAGGGGCCAAAGUCAGGGUCAGUGGGCGGCUGUACUUGCGGCCAAGAUGGGCGUCUGAGCGCCGGCAAGACGACAGGAAGACCGCAGACAAGAAGGGGGCAAGGCGGGAUGGGAACACGGAGGGGGAGGUCCCGUCGUCAGACCGCGAGUCUUCCCGCGUUUGGGUGGACGAGGGCACCGUCAACAGCUCGCUCGAGAGCGUGGAGAAGAAGAUGCCCAUGGCCGCUCGGCCAAUUGCCUCGGAGCUCUACAUGAUGGUCAUGAAGGCAAUCGGAGAGGACGAUGACACACUGGAGGAGAUGGUUGAGCUGGACAGGCGGACCCUCUGCGAGCAGGCCCACGCGAGGAGCCUCCUCUACCUCAAGCAGCACCCGCCCGCCAACUUCCACCAGCUGGUCGAUGUGUCACCCUGGAACGCCCCUUUUGCCGUCGUCCGCAACGUUCGCGAGUCUCUCCAGCUUGCCGAGUCGUCCAUUGCGUCGAAUGCCGGCCUGGCGGGCCUCCUGCCCACACCCGAGCUGCAGUGGGCGUUCUCCCAUGGCCUGAUCGAUCGCGUCAUGUCCCGGGCUGACAUGAAGAUAGCAGCUUGCACCCCGCCACCCACCACCCAAGAGCACGUGGACGCCAUCGUCGAGUCGGCGUCGACCAAGGUGCUGCAUGAGUACUUCCCCGCCUACCCGAUAUGCGAGCAUCCGUUGCUGACGAGGGUGAGAAACAGGGCGAAGCAGCUGCUGGCUGCCAAGAAGCCGCCAUCGCUGGCGUGGGUGGCGCUGCGGCAGGCUGCAGCCAUCGCGCUGAUGUCGGCGGUGCCAGAGGAGGUUCGGGAGUGGCUGCGGGCGAAUGUGGGAACCCCAAUUCCUGCCUAUGCGCCCUAUGGCGAUCAGCUUGAUGGCGAUGAUGGAUGGGUGCCGACAUAGACGAAAGGAUGGGAUGGGAUGGGGCAGACGGCUGCGGCCGGCUGGAUGUCAUAUCGACAGACACUCGUC